GCCCUCGCUGGUCACUCGCACCCAUGGGCUUCGGAGCUCCACAUAUUGGCGCCAUUUUGGAGCUAGGAGGGGGAAGAGAGCUGCAGAGGAGGACGCGACUGAUCCCGAUUCACCGUAACAGGCAGUGAAGAGCUAAAGAGGAUGGCUCACUCUAAAGCUCGAGCCGCAGAAGGGAAGGUGACCUACCCCCCGGGGGUCAAGGAGAUAUCUGACAAAAUCUCCAAGGAGGAAAUGGUCCGCAGGCUCAAGAUGGUUGUGAAGACCUUCAUGGACAUGGACCAGGACUCCGAGGAGGAGAAGGAGCUGUACCUGAACCUGGCCCUCCACCUGGCCUCGGACUUCUUCCUCAAACACCCAGACAAGGACGUCCGUCUACUGGUAGCCUGCUGUCUCGCGGACAUAUUCAGGAUUUACGCCCCGGAGGCUCCUUACACCUCUCCAGAAAAACUUAAGGACAUUUUCAUGUUCAUCACCAGACAGCUCAAAGGACUGGAGGACACCAAGAGCGCACAGUUCAACAGAUACUUCUACCUGCUCGAGAACAUAGCAUGGGUGAAGUCCUACAAUAUUUGCUUUGAGCUCGAAGACAGCAAUGAGAUAUUCACCCAGCUUUACAGGACACUCUUCCAGGUCAUCAACAAUGGCCACAACCAGAAGGUGCACAUGCACAUGGUGGACCUGAUGAGCUCCAUCAUCUGCGAGGGAGACACUGUGUCACAGGAGCUGUUGGACACAGUGUUGGUAAACCUGGUGCCAGCACACAAGAAUUUGAACAAACAAGCUUAUGACCUGGCCAAAGCUUUGCUGAAGAGGACUGCUCAGGCCAUUGAGCCUUACAUCACUAAUUUCUUCAACCAGGUGCUGAUGCUGGGAAAGACCUCGGUCAGUGAUCUGUCCGAGCAUGUGUUUGACCUCAUCUUGGAGCUUUACAACAUCGACAGCCACCUUCUGCUCUCUGUGCUGCCUCAGCUCGAGUUUAAACUCAAGAGUAAUGAUAAUGACGAGAGGCUGCAGGUGGUGAAGCUGCUGGCUAAGAUGUUUGGAGCCAAGGACUCUGAGCUGGCUGCGCAGAACAAACCACUCUGGCAGUGUUACCUGGGCAGGUUUAAUGACAUCCAUGUGCCUAUCAGACUGGAGUGUGUUAAGUUUGCCAGUCACUGUCUCAUGAACCACCCGGACCUGGCCAAGGACCUCACAGAAUACUUGAGGGUCAGAUCACAUGACCCAGAGGAGGCCAUUCGCCAUGAUGUCAUCGUCUCUAUAGUAACCGCGGCCAAGAAAGACUUGUCUCUAGUCAAUGAUGCCUUGCUCAAUUUUGUAAAGGAGAGGACCCUGGACAAAAGAUGGCGUGUACGUAAGGAAGCCAUGAUGGGUCUGGCAUCGAUCUACAGGAAGUACUCACUGCAGGGAGAAGGAGGCAGGGAGGCCUCUAAACAGAUCUCGUGGAUCAAAGACAAGCUUCUUCAUAUCUACUACCAGAACAGCAUUGAUGACAGGUUACUGGUGGAGCGCGUCUUCGCCCAGUACAUGGUUCCUCACAACCUGGAAACCUCAGAGAGGAUGAAGUGUCUUUAUUACCUGUAUGCCACCCUGGACACAAAUGCUGUCAAAGCUCUGAAUGAGAUGUGGAAGUGCCAGAAUCUGCUGAGACAUAACGUCAAAGACCUUCUGGACUUGGUUAAAAAGCCCAAGUCUGAAGCAUCCAGCAAAGCUGUAUUUGCCAAAGUCAUGGUGAUCACAAGGAACCUGCCGGACCCGGGUAAGGCCCAGGACUUUGUGAAGAAGCUGGCUCAGGUCCUGGAAGAUGACGAGCGGAUCAGAGAUCAGUUGGAAACCUUAGUCAGUCCCACCUGCUCCUGCAAGCAAGCGGAAGUUUGUGUGAGAGACAUCACUAAAAAGCUGGGCAGCCCCAAACAACCCAGCAAUCCCUUCCUGGAAAUGGUCAAGUUCCUGCUGGAGAGGAUUGCCCCUGUACACAUCGACACAGAAUCCAUCAGUGCUUUGGUAAAACAAGUGAACAAAUCGAUAGAUGGAACAGCGGAUGAUGAGGAAGAGGGCGUUCCCACUGAAGAGGCCAUCAGAGCAGGACUGGAACUGUUGAAGGUGCUGUCGUUCACACACCCGGUGUCGUUCCACUCCGCGGAGACGUUCGAGUCCCUGCUGGGAUGUCUGAAGAUGGACGACGAGAAGGUGGCCGAGGCCGCGCUGCAGAUCUUCAAGAACACCGGCAGCAAGUUGGAAGAGAGUUUCCCAAACAUCAAGUCUGUUUUACUGCCGGUACUGCAGGCCAAAGCCAAGAGGGGCCCCCCUCGCCAGGCGAAGUAUGCCAUCCACUGCAUCAACGCCAUGUUCACCAACAGAGACACACACUUCGCCCAAAUCUUUGAGCCUCUGCACAAAGGUCUGGACCCUGCAAACCUGGAGCAGCUCAUCACGCCUCUGACCACCCUGGGUCACCUCGCUCAGCUGGCCCCAGAGCAGUUUGCCGCGCCGCUUAAAUCUCUCGUUGCCAAUUUCAUCGUGAAGGAUCUGCUCAUGAACGACAGGAUUCCAGGCAAAAAGACGACCAAACUUUGGGUUCCUGAUGAUGAAGUAUCUACAGAGACUCUGGCCAAGAUCCAGGGAAUAAAGCUGAUGGUGAGGUGGCUGCUGGGAGUGAAGAACAACCAGAGCAAAUCAGGCAACUCCACCUUGAGGAUGUUGACUGCUAUUCUACACAGUGACGGGGACCUGACUGAGCAAGGCAGGAUGGGUAAACCAGACAUGUCGAGGCUGCGGCUGGCAGCGGCGUCCGCCCUGCUGAAGCUGGCACAGGAGCCCUGCUACCACGAAAUCAUCACACUGGAGCAAUAUCAGCUGUGUGCCCUCGUCAUCAAUGAUGAGUGCUACCAGGUGCGGCAGUGUUUUUCCCAGAAGCUCCAUCGUGGCCUGUGCCGCCUCCGGCUGCCUCUGGAAUACAUGGCCGUGUUCGCUCUGUGUGCGAAGGACCCCGUUAAAGAGAGGCGGGCUCAUGCUCGCCAGUGCCUGGUGAAAAACGUCAACAUUCGCCGAGAGUAUCUCAAGCAGCAUGCGGCACUCAGCGACAAGCUGUUCUCUCUGCUGCCGGAGUACGUGGUGCCCUACACCGUCCACCUGCUGGCACACGACCCCGACUACGUCAAAGUGCAAGACAUCGAGCAGCUCAAAGAAAUUAAAGAGGCUCUGUGGUUCGUGCUGGAGAUCAUCAUGGCCAAGAACGAGAACAACAGCCACGCCUUCAUUAGGAAAAUGGUAGAAAACAUCAAACUGACGAAAGACGCCCAGGCCUCCACCGAUCCCAAAACCAACGAGAAGCUCUACACAGUGUGUGACGUAGCCAUGAACAUUGUCAUGUCGAAGAGCACCACCUACAGCCUGGAGUCUCCGAAGGAUCCGGUGCUGCCCUCACGCUAUUUCACCAAACCCGACAAGAAUUUCAGCAACACAAAAAACUAUCUCCCACCCGAGAUGAAGUCACUCUUCACACCAGGAAAGCCCAAGUCUGCAAACGUUCUGGGGGCAGUUAACAAGCCGCUGGCGUCAGCAGGGAAACCGAUCCAGAGUAAAGCUUCUCGCAUGGAGACCGCCAGCAACGAGGACUCCUCGUCAAACCCCGGCUCCCCACAACGCAGCAAGACCAGACUCGAGAGCACAGAAAUGGAUCAAAGUGAAAACGAGGACUUCAGCCUAAAAAGAGCUGACAGCACCGACAAGGAUAUUGAAAAGCCCCGGGGCCGCAAGCGUGGCGUGGCGUCCAGCGAGGACCAGGACAGCAAACCAAAACGUGGGCGCAAGAAGGCGGUAGCCAACACGACCACGGCAGCCGAGACGGAGGAGCCGUGGGACGAGGACAAUCGGCCGGAGGACGAACAGAACAGCCCGCCGAAGAAAGGACGCAGGGGCCGGCCUCCGAAAUCCGCCGCUGCCAGUCAGGACACACCGGCAAAGGGGAAGAGGGGGCGAAAGAAGGCAGCUCCUCCACCAGAGGAGGAGGAGGAAGAGGAGGAGGAGGAGGAAGAGGACAAGGUCGACGAGGAAGCAGCAGCAGCAGAGGAGGAGGACGUUGAGGAGGAGGAGGACAAGAGCAGUGAAAAUGUGGAGGUGAAGACCAAAGUGGGAAGACCAACCAGGACGCCGCGGCGAUCACAAGGCUCGGAGUCCACAGAGUCGACGCCACAGAAGAGGAGAGGACGUCCGCCCAAAUCAGCUCAGCCGCCGGCCAAGAAACCAGCUCGUGGUGGUCGAUCAAAGGCAGCUGCUGCUAAAGAAGACUCUGAGGAAGAGGAUGAAGAAGAAGAGGAGGAGGAGCAGGAGGACGAGCCAACACCGAAGGGUCGCAAGAAGGCAGCGGGGCGAAGAAGAUGAGCUCAAAGAAGAAGACUCUGAGUCUACUCUAAAGUCGUGGACGAAUGACGUGGCAAAGAAAAAACAUGGACAUUGAACUUUUUAAACUUUUCAUACGCCGAUGCUCCCUACUGUUACACAAACUCCCACACUUGCAUAUACCACACGCACACAGCAUCAGUACAUCCAGUGUCAUCAGCUGUGGUUUGUUGCAUUGUGUCGCAUUGUGAAGAUGUCCGCCACGUUAGGUAUAAAUGGUUUUAACAGAAAAACGGCAAAAAAGAUCACGCUCUUGUAAAUAGUCUCUCGUGUCUGUUCCAUGUUCUGUUGUUGUGUUCGAUGCUGACUGGGGGGGGGAUGCUGCAAAGCCUUUACCCACCAAUAUCAUAAUUAUUAUAAUUAUUAUUAUUAAAAUGCUCCCAUUAAGCAGCGUUGCUUAUCAGACUUCCCUCUGUGUCCCACUUUUAAAAACUGAUUGAGAUUAACCAUUAUACCUUUUUUUUUGUGACCUUAAUUGUGUCAUUUUACCUUGAAAAAGAAAUCAUCUGUUUUUGUUUACAGCUCUGUAUAUUAAUACGUUUUUUGUUUGUUGGUUUUUUUACCUAAAAAAAAGCUAAAAAAAAAUUGUCAGAAACCUGUCCCAGCGUAGAGUUGCCUCUAAAAUCGAUUUGUAGUGUGCGUCUCAUUUUUAGGUUUGUGUUUACCGGUAGACAGAAGUCCUGAGCAGCCGUGGUUGUAGUUUUACUGCUGAUUUAACAUCCACCCAGUCACAUCCUCCGUUGUAUCAAUAUAAUUCUCUAUAAAACCUGA
Molecule: messenger RNA, 5172 nt
Organism: Platichthys flesus (European flounder)
Lineage: Eukaryota; Metazoa; Chordata; Actinopteri; Pleuronectiformes; Pleuronectidae
Gene: pds5b
Product: PDS5 cohesin associated factor B
Exons: 35
Coding region: 142-4383 (1413 amino acids)
Biological process (GO): mitotic sister chromatid cohesion; DNA repair
Cellular component (GO): chromatin; nucleus
Molecular function (GO): DNA binding
Source: RefSeq, a predicted model, not a curated record